This is a messenger RNA of Olea europaea var. sylvestris, 2138 nucleotides long. RefSeq lists its product as uncharacterized. The coding region runs from base 572 to 1879 and encodes 435 amino acids. The transcript is spliced from 7 exons. The record is from RefSeq and is a predicted model, not a curated record. Lineage: Eukaryota; Viridiplantae; Streptophyta; Magnoliopsida; Lamiales; Oleaceae.
UAACUAAUGUGGAGAGUGACUAAGCAGAAAAGAAAGAAAAGAAGGCAAGUAGUCAAGGGUUUGGAGAAGUAUUAAUGGCAAAGAUUGUGCGGUUGCAGAGGCAGAUGCUUAUAUUCAAGUAGCUGUUCCUGUAUAGGUGCAAUAAAGGAGGAGGGUGAGAGUGUAGUGUUAAAGAAAUUGGUAGGUGUAUCAAAUUUAUGAUGCUUGAGAUAUACAUUUCCAUUUCUACUUCUCUCUUCUCUUGAAUCUUCAAUUUCAGUAGUGUCACUGUUAGAUAUAAAUCCCAUGCAGGCAAUCAUGAUAUUGAAUUUGGGAUUGUGUGCUCCGUUUAAUUGUCCUGCACCCACCUCCCCUUAAGUGUUCUUCCACAUUAUUUGUGUGUAUCAGUGAGAGAGAGAGAGAGAGUAGGGUUUGUCAAGAAUUUAUUAGAAGUCAUUUUCUUGAUUUCUUUCUUGUUGGGCUGUUUUGGGUCUUCAAGAGGUGUAUCUGGCUACUGGUUACUCUUUUUCUUUCCUAAUAAUGGUGGGGUUGUAAAUUGAAACGCUAUUUUUCAUUCUUGGCACUGAAUGAAAUGGGCAGAAUGAAAGGGUUUUCAUCCUCUAUUUUGCCUCUUCUUGUGCCAUUAAUCCUUCUAAUUUUCUGCGAAGAAUCUUCCGCCCAAUAUUCGACUUUGAAUUACACAAAAUAUAGAGAAGUUAGUAGCUUGAGACUUGCUAGGAUUCAGAAGCAUUUGGACAAGAUUAACAAGCCUCCUGUCUUCACUAUUCAAAGCCCAGAUGGAGAUUUCAUUGAUUGUGUUCAUAAAAGAAAACAACCAGCUUUGGAUCACCCUCUUCUCAAGAAUCACAGGAUCCAGAGAGUUCCACCAGAAUUGCCAAAGAUGAUAAAAACAGAUGCAGUGAGGGAGAGAAAUAGCAGUGAAAGUGAGAGAUUGAGAGGUGGAAUUGCUUGGCAAAUGUGGCAUCAAAAAGGGCAGAGAUGUCCAAAAGGUACUGUCCCUAUUAGGCGAAGCACAGUGCAUGAUGUUCUUAGGGCUAAAUCAUUGUAUGACUUUGGCAAGAAACGAAGCAAAAUACCGCUUGCUAGAAAGGUUGAUGCACCUGAUGUUCAGACUGGCAAUGGCCAUGAGCAUGCGAUAGCAUACACGACAUCGUCACAAGAGAUGUACGGGGCAAAAGCGACGAUUAACGUAUGGAAUCCAUCAAUCGAGGUGGUGAAUGAGUUCAGCCUCUCCCAAAUAUGGGUUCUAUCUGGAUCAUUUGAUGGGUCGGAUCUCAACAGCAUUGAAGCUGGUUGGCAGGUUAGUCCGGAGCUCUAUGGUGACAGUAGGCCAAGAUUAUUUACUUAUUGGACGAGUGAUGCAUAUCAAGCAACAGGAUGCUACAACCUUCUAUGCUCCGGAUUCGUGCAAACGAACAGUCGCGUUGCCAUCGGAGCUGCCAUUCACCCGGUGUCAUUGCUAAAUGGAAAUCAAUACGACAUCACCAUACUCAUAUGGAAGGAUCCAAAAUUGGGAAAUUGGUGGAUGGGCUUCGGCGACAAUACUUUAGUGGGCUAUUGGCCCACCGAGCUCUUCACGCACCUAGCGGACCGGGCCACCAUGGUCGAGUGGGGCGGGGAGAUAGUUAAUUCUCGGCCCAAUAAUGAACAUACGUCAACCCAAAUGGGCUCGGGCCAUUUUGCCGAAGAUGGGUUUGGGAAAGCUAGCUAUAUUCGGAACCUCGAGAUUGUGGACUCGGACAACAGCCUGAGCUCGGCCCAAGAUAUAUCAACCUUGGCUGAGAAUACAAAUUGCUACAAUAUCCAGAGCUCCUCCAACAGCCUAUGGGGGACGCAUUUUUACUAUGGUGGGCCUGGGAAAAGCCCAAAGUGUCCAUGAAAAAAAAAAAAAGAAAAAAAAAACUUCGACUGUCAAAUUAUUCCUUUAUAAUUCUCAAAAAUGUAGAAUUAUGCUAUUUCCAACCAUGUUUCUGCUAGUUCCACAGUGUCUCAAAGUUUUGUCUAGUAGGUGAGAAAUGAAUGUUUGUAUUAAUAAGAUCAAAAGCAUCAAACAGGGUGGGGAAAUAGCAAUAUUUGAAAUGUAUAUUACUAGUCCAUAAUAUAUUUUUGUUUGCAUUUAUUAGUUAAGCAAUUGAGAA